This is a messenger RNA of Macrobrachium nipponense, 2587 nucleotides long. It is a transcript of the gene Cdc37, whose product is annotated as hsp90 co-chaperone Cdc37-like. The transcript has 7 exons. The coding region runs from base 180 to 1244 and encodes 354 amino acids. Lineage: Eukaryota; Metazoa; Arthropoda; Malacostraca; Decapoda; Palaemonidae. Gene Ontology annotation, molecular function: protein-folding chaperone binding; protein kinase binding; heat shock protein binding. Gene Ontology annotation, cellular component: cytoplasm. The record is from RefSeq and is a predicted model, not a curated record. Gene Ontology annotation, biological process: protein stabilization; protein folding.
UUAGUCUGUAUGAUGCCCACGAAAAUUCUAGAAUAACAUACGAGAAUCGAGACCCGAGAAUUACCGAGUACAGGAUGAAAGUAACGCAAGUAAACUAAACGCCAGUAAGUGAAGAGCCAUCGUCCUAAAGAUACGUCUUGACUUGUGGUGUCGGAAGGGUUCUAUGGUGACUUGUAAACAUGGUUGACUACAGCAAGUGGAAAGAUAUUGAAAUUUCAGAUGAUGAAGACGAUACACACCCAAAUAUUGACACACCCUCACUAUUUCGAUGGCGUCAUCAAGCCAGAUUAGAACGAAUGGCUGAGAAGGAGCAAGAAAUAACUAAAGUGAAGAAGGAGAAAGAAGAGUAUGAGAAUCAAGUGAAGAAACUUAAAGAAAAGUUAGGAGGAGGAGGAGGAGGGGGCAGAGGAGGAGGAGACUCAACUGAUAUGCAAGAUGUCAAGAAGGCACUUCUAGAGCUGGAAAAGAAAGGCGAGGAAAUUCUUAAAAAGCAGAAGGAAUUAGAAAAAAAGGAAAAGCUUGAACCAUGGAAUGUUGAUACCAUCAGCAGUGAUGGAUUCAGCAAAACAAUCAUUAAUAAGCCAGCCAAGGGGAAGGAGGAUGAGUUAUCUGAAGAAGAGAGGGAGAAGCGAAUGAAAGAAUUUGUUAAGAAGAAUGAAGUAAAUAUCAAGAAAUAUGGCAUGUUUAGAAAUUUUGAUGAUUCUCGAAGAUUUCUUAUGGAACACACAGAGCUAGCCUGUGAAGACACAGCCAAUUAUCUUGUUAUUUGGUGCAUCAACUUAGAAAUGGAAGAAAAGCAUGAUUUGAUGUCCCAUGUUGCUCAUCAGACCAUAUGUAUGCAGUUUAUUUUAGAAUUAGCUAAACAGUUAGAGAGGGACCCUCGGUCAUGUAUUUCUGCAUUUUUCCAUAGAAUUCAGCAAGCUGAAGCAGAAUACAAGAAAGCAUUCACAGAUGAAUUAGAAGCCUUUAAAGACAGAGUAAAAAAACGAGCAGAACAGAAACUUGAGGAUUUAAUGAAGGAGGCUGAAGAAGAGGAGCGCCAAGCCCGUCUUGGGCCAGGUGGACUUGAUCCUCUUGAAGUGUUAGAGGCACUCCCUGAGGAACUUAAAGCAUGUUUUGAAAGUCAAAACAUAGAGUUACUUCAGACAACAAUAGCGAAGAUGAAUCCUGAGGAUGCGGCUUAUCAUAUGAAACGUUGUGUGGACUCUGGAUUAUGGGUUCCUGAAGCAAAGAAUGCAGAAUAGUUGUUAUUAUAAACUGUCAUCUUUGACCCUCUAUGAUUAAGCAACCAAAAGCCUGAUAGUACUACAAGACUAGUCAAGCGUAAUGGACUUUGAGCUCAUUUUUAUUACGUUCAUCGUUAGCAAGACGUAUACUGUACUUUUGACCAAGGUUUAGUUUUUAAUUAUUUUACUUAAUGUUGAUUGUCUCUAGCACAGAAUGUUGGACAGUUUUUGAGCAGGUUCGUAAAUGAAAUAGCUCCUGAUAUUUUCAUUAUAAAAUUAACUUGGGUCUACAUCUGCAAUUCAUUCAGUUUUGGUAUUAUCUUACUUGCAUUUUUAUAGAUAUAUGUACUUCCAGGCUAUUUAUAUGUGUGAUGCUUUUCCUGAAAGAUUAACAGAACAUAAGUAGCAUACAAUUAACAUAGUAAUUUUCUUUGCUCAGUAUUUUGUUACACAACUUAAAUAUUUAUACCUUAGAUUUUUAUUGCAAGGUUUAAGAUGGUUAUAACCGUUAUCCCAACUGUCUUCACAUUUUUCUUAUACCUUGAAUUAUUCAUUCCAUGUCUCUUUCUAAAUUUUCUUUUUUUUUAUUUACAGUUUGUCUUAACUUAGUAUUCAUUAUUAUUUUACAUUUCCUGAUUUAGUAAUUUAAUUAAUUACAAUUUUUGUCUACUAAACACUUUAUACAAUACAUAAUUAUAGUUUGUAGUCACAUCAUUGUUGUUACCUCAGGGUUCACCCUCAAAAUGUUGACAUCAUUUUUAAUUUUAAAUUUAAGUAUGUGAAUUUAAAUUUCAGUGUGUGAAUUUAAAAAUUUUUAUGCUUUUAUCUUCAUAAUGUUACCAAUAUAUUUUAUCUGGAUAGAACAGCCAAAGGUUUUGUUAAACAUUAUUUUUGAAGUUCUGAACCUUUUGCAUUAUUUAAUAGUGAUUAACCUGUCUUUUAGUUAAUUAUUUUGUCAGCAACCAUUAUCAUAAUUGACAGUUUUUGGAGUAGUUCCUCACAAUGUGGUGUAUGCUCACUUGCCUUACCUUUUUUGUCGUCAUGCAUGUGGAGACCAUUAGGUGUGAACUAUCUGUAUAUAUAUAUAGCUAUACAUAAAAAAAAUUUCAUUUUUUUUUUUUAUUCCUCAGUUGAUAUUUCAUUGUGCCUCAUGAAAUAUCUGAUGUUGUGCAGAUGAUUUACUAUUAGCCAUACUGCAUUUACAUAAAGCGUAUACCUUUUCAUACUCAUCUCAUUCUAAGACGUAGCUAAUUUAUCUGAACUUUUCUCAUCCUCUUUCUUUAUGCAUAUUGAAAUGUUUUGUCUUAUGCUUUCAAAGUUUUUAUUCCAUGCAGUGAGUAAAUAUAAGUACUGGUACCUUC